GGAUCCGGAAUUCGAACUGAUAAGACAAGAGAUCACAUAAAUAUAAGUUUAUGUAAUAGAUUUUAAGUGUCAUAGAUAGCAGUAAAAAAGUAAACUAUGAGCCACAGAGUAGGAUUUGCCUUAUUUGGGCUUGGUAAUAUGGGCUUGGCCCAUAUGAAGAACAUUAUGCUUUCACCCAGAGCUACAGUUAACUGGAUCAUAAGAAACAAGCUAGAAGAUGCUGAGAAAUUUGUGAAAGACUACAAUCUGUCAGCUAAAUGUACUACACCAGACAAACUAGAGGCUGUUUAUAAUGAUCCAAAUGUGAAAGCAGUGUUAAUAUGUUCUCCAACUACCACACAUGAAUCUAUCAUCAAAGAUUCUUUAAAUGCAAACAAGGCAGUAUUUUGUGAGAAACCUAUUACAGAUAACAUAAAAACUACAGAAGAUUGUUACAAUGUAGCAGCUUCCAAAAACAAACCAUUGUUCAAUGCCCUUCACAGGAGGUUUGAUCCUGAUUUUUAUCAGGUUUACUCUCAGAUUCAAGAGAAAAAGCUUGGGAAUCUACGUUUGAUAAAAACAACAAGCAGAGAUUUAGAAGCUCCUCCAAUAUCAUAUAUAAAAACAUCGGGUGGAAUUUUGAAUGAUUCAACAAUCCAUGACCUUGACCUAUCAUUGUGGUUGUCAGGAUCAAUUCCAGAGACAAUAUAUGUACAGGGAAAUGCUUUUGAUCCAGAGAUUGGUAAAUGUAAUGAUAUGGACCAAGUUAUUGUGACUAUUAAGUAUAAGAAUGGUAUAAUAGCAUGUCUCGAGAAUGGCAGAGUAUCUGGUUAUGGUUAUGACCAAAGACUAGAGGCUUUGUUUGAUAAUGGUAUGCUGAAAGUAGAAAACCCUAACACAUCCUUGUUGACUACAUGUACAGGCAAUACUACCUCAUCAGGUCCAAUACAUCCACAUUUUACUACCAGAUAUCCACAGGCCUAUGCCAAUGAACUGGAACAUUUUCUAGAUAUAAUGGAAGGUAAAUGUGAAAUGAGAGUAACGAAAGAGGACACAAUCAAAGUAAUGAAACUAGUGAAAGCUUGUCUUAAAUCUGUACAGACUCAGGGACCAGUUGGAUUUGAUGACUAAGAGCUACUAGACCUGAUCAGCUAAAUUUGUCAUGAAAAUACAUGUAAUAUCAAACUUUAAUUUCCUUUCAUGUUUGUCAAUUUUAUUGUUUUUUUUCUCUGAAAAUUUCAUGCUAUCAUGUAGGUUUACAUUUUUUUGAAAGUUCUUUUUGGUACACAUGUUUUUUUAAACAUGAGACAGCUUUUAUUAGUCUAUGUUUGUUGAGAUUCUGUCUCUUUGAGUACAUUUUGAUAGUCAUAUUAUUAUAUGAAUGCGGUAUUGUCAAAGUUCAUUAAAAAGAAACUGUAUUUGUUUUGCAAGAAAUUAGAUGUUCCCAUUUAUUAUGUAUGUGCAUGUCAGUACUCUAGUCAUACAUGUCUAGCUAGACAAACUAUAAAUUUCAUUUAAGACAAUCAGAAAUCCCCAUUGAACUUACAAAACAGAAAAAAAAAACUAUUAUCUCAAAUACACAUAUGACUAUUUUACUGAAAUUUCUCAAUAUGGUAGUUCAAAUCAGAAAAUUAACCACUGCCUUGUAAUCAUCCAAGUAUUGAAUAUCCUCGACUUUACUUUUUUCGAUAAUCAGUGAGUGUGAGAAGCUUUAGUGUUCUUAUUUACUUUCUGCAUUGAACAUAAGAAAUAUAAGAUUGUUCUUGUAUAUUUUAUUUUAUACAUUAUCUUUUAAUAUGUUAUAAAGAGUUUUCAUAAGUAUUGUUUUUACAAUAUACAUAUAUUUUACUGCCAAUAGCUUUAUUUUUUGACAUGGUUUUAAUGUGCAGAAAUAAUCUAUGCAUUUUGAUGUUAUUUACAAUUGUUUUUAUACACCAGUUAGUGUAUUUGUUACUGAGAAUAUUUUUCAGUAUAUAUCCCUCUAUACAUUUGUUGGAUGUACCAAUGCUUUACCCCCUUUCAAGGAGGGGAUUGUAUAUUGUGAUCACAUACCUUGUCUGUCCAUUUCUACAGCUGUGUAAAUGGUUUUUAGAUUUGCUUGUCAGUUACUCCCUUUGAUGAUAAUUUGAAAAUUUGUUAUACCCACUGAGCAUGGAAUUUUUUGUCAAUGUCUGAUACAGUGGGGUAUACUAUGUAUGAUAUUUAAUGCAACUCACUCAUAUGAUUACUACUAUAAAAAAUUUACUUCUGCUGAAUACCACCGAGAAAUAAUGAAAUAUAUUCCUUUAAUUUUAGAGAAUUUUACUGUACAUCUUUCACCAUUUAACCCUUCAUAGUUAAUAAUAUGGGCUACUCAAUUGACUAUUUUCAUAUCCCGAUUUUUGACUCAAUUAGGUUACCUACUCAGUCAUGUAAGAGUAACUAAAAGAAUUCAAAUCAAGCUUACAAUAGGUGAAAUUUAGGCAGAAUAUGAUAUGUUUUCCGAUGGUUUUGUUGUGUAUAGAAAACAUAAAAUAGUUAAUUUUCACCUUAAAUUGUACCGAUUUUACUUCUUUUACUUGCUCUUUCUUGACCAAGUACUGGAAUGUCCAACCACACAGUAGGUAACCUGUGGAAAAAUUAUGUACUCUGGGAGUCAAAAUUCGAUAAUACGAAAAUAGUACUUCAAGACGUUUUUAUAAAUUUUCUUCUGACUAGAACAUAAACAAUUUUCAAUUUUAAUAACAGCAAUUAGAUUUUUGAUUAGCACUUUCAAAACUAAUAAGAUUUACCAUUUAAAAAAUAUGAACGGAAGACACAGCUAUCAGUCUAUGAUUAUCAUGAUUGAUUCAUUGAUAUUUGAAAAACAUUUUCAACAAAUGAUGGAAUUCAAACUAUGGUCAUUAAUGGGGUCAUAGUUAAUCACAACACAGAAAUAAGACAAAGAGAGGAGCAAAAUUUUAUAAAUUGCUUCUGUGCUUUGAGAAAUAUAAAUGUGUUAACUUUUCAUGAAUUUCAUGAAGCAAGAAUAGGUUUUAUAUCAGCAGUCAAAGUCAAGCAGUACGGUUAUAGACUUUUGAACAUGAUGGUUAUAUAAAAAAAAAAUUUAAUCCCUAGUUUUGGCCUUCAUUUUUAGAGGUUAGGCAUAAGAAAGUUUAACUAUAUCAACACCAGCUGACAGUGGGUUUUUGAAAAAUAAUUUUUAUCUGAAGAAAAUACUGACCUAAGAGAAAAUGUCAAGGUAUUUUAAUCUCCCAUGGCCAUUUUUACAUGUUUUUUUUUUAUUUUAAUGAUAGUGUAAUACUUGUUCAAUAUAAUAAGGUAUAAUUAGUGAUUAGGUUGGGAUAUAUUAAAGCAUUAAGCUGUUAAAUAUUGUAUUAUUGAAAUAGUUUAUAAUAAUUUCAUCACUAUGCCUACAAGUUUAUUUUUAAUCAGAAAUGAUUCCAUAAUUUAUGAUUUGUACUUUUAUAAUAAUUGUUAAAUAUUCUAUACUUUUAAUUACUGUUGAUUAAUAAAAUAAAAUUAUUUUGGAUAGAA
Mytilus californianus (California mussel) is the source of this 3495-nucleotide messenger RNA. Its product is annotated as inositol 2-dehydrogenase-like. Gene Ontology annotation, biological process: NADPH regeneration. NCBI's taxonomy places the organism in Eukaryota, Metazoa, Mollusca, Bivalvia, Mytilida, Mytilidae. Gene Ontology annotation, cellular component: cytoplasm. The transcript has 9 exons. Gene Ontology annotation, molecular function: nucleotide binding; oxidoreductase activity. The coding region runs from base 97 to 1110 and encodes 337 amino acids. The record is from RefSeq and is a predicted model, not a curated record.